Molecule: messenger RNA, 2419 nt
Organism: Callorhinchus milii (elephant shark)
Lineage: Eukaryota; Metazoa; Chordata; Chondrichthyes; Chimaeriformes; Callorhinchidae
Gene: katnal1
Product: katanin p60 subunit A-like 1
Exons: 11
Coding region: 299-1768 (489 amino acids)
Biological process (GO): microtubule severing
Cellular component (GO): microtubule cytoskeleton
Molecular function (GO): microtubule severing ATPase activity; ATP binding; ATP hydrolysis activity
Source: RefSeq, a predicted model, not a curated record
UCGAGCUGGACAGCAGCUGGAAAAUGGUUAAUAUAUUUGACAGUCACUUGUGACAAGCUUUAAAAGCUUUAUUUUAACUGGAUGAGUGGCGUUAAACAUGCAAGAUGCUUUGAUAUUAUAGCUUGUCAAGCUGCGUAGCUGUAUAUUGGCGUGACAAGUGUUUUCUUCAAAUGUUUUUCAGAACACGCCUGCCUUCUGAUAUUAUCGCAUUUGUUGGUCAGAUAUCCAUGUGAACCUAAUUUCAAAAAUUGUUCCGAACAAAUUGAACAGCAGCAUUUUGUAAUGAUUGUAAAGCACCAUGAGUUUAGGUGAAAUUUAUGACAAUGUAAAAAAAGGGAGAGAGUAUGCUCUUCUAGGGAAUUAUGAUUCCUCAAUGGUUUACUACCAGGGUGUGAUCCAGCAGAUUCAAAAGCACAGCCAAUCCAUUAGAGAUCCAGCAAUGAAGGUCAAAUGGCAGCAGGUUCGUCAGGAUUUGGUAGACGAAUAUGAGCAGGUGAAGAGCAUUGUUAACACUUUGGAAAGCUUCAGAGUAGAAAGACCUCCAACUGAUUUCCUUGCACCUCAGCAAGAUGACUGCUCCAGAGAUCCCAGUGUUUGGCCACCUCCUAUUCCAGUUGAACACAGAGCUCCUCAGGUGAAGCGACCAAAUCGGGACAUGAAGCCCAUUCGUAAAGAGUCACCAGUUGUCCAGGCACGGGGCCUUGUAGGUCGAGCUCAGCAAGCAGGGAGAGCUGAAAAAGCCAGCAGCAAAUACACCAGUGAUUCUAGAGGCAGGGGAAGAGAUGACCGGGGCAAGAAGAAUCUGCAUGAUGGAGGAGAUGUGGAUGUCAAGAAAUUUGAUGGAACUGGCUAUGAUAAGGACUUGGUAGAUGUUCUUGAACGAGAUAUUAUAUCCAGGAAUCCUAAUGUUCACUGGGAUGAUAUUGCUGAUCUGGAAGAUGCUAAGAGACUGUUGAGAGAGGCUGUGGUACUACCCAUGUGGAUGCCUGACUUCUUCAAAGGAAUAAGACGACCUUGGAAGGGUGUUCUAAUGGUGGGACCACCGGGUACAGGAAAAACCAUGUUGGCUAAAGCUGUAGCUACAGAGUGCGGUACAACAUUCUUCAAUGUGUCCUCUUCAACCCUGACUUCGAAGUACAGAGGCGAGUCUGAGAAGCUAGUUCGCCUGUUGUUUGAAAUGGCCAGAUAUUAUGCGCCAACAACUAUCUUCAUUGAUGAAAUAGAUUCUAUCUGCAGUCGAAGAGGCACAUCUGAUGAACAUGAAGCCAGCCGCAGAGUCAAGUCAGAGAUACUCGUUCAGAUGGAUGGUGUCGGGGGUGCUUCAGAAAAUGAUGAUCCUUCAAGAAUGGUUAUGGUGUUAGCUGCAACAAAUUUUCCUUGGGAUAUAGAUGAAGCUUUAAGAAGAAGACUGGAGAAAAGGGUAUACAUUUCUCUGCCUACAGAAAUGGGCAGGGCAGAGCUGUUGAAAAUAAAUCUCCGAGGAGUUGAUGUUGCUCCAGGUGUUGAUGUUACAAUUAUUGCUGCAAAGAUGAAGGGUUAUUCUGGUGCGGAUAUCACCAAUGUUUGCAGAGAUGCUUCCAUGAUGGCAAUGCGGCGUCGUAUCCAAGGCCUAACACCAGAAGAAAUCAAAGCUCUGUCGAAAGAUGACUUGCAAAUGCCUGUAACCAUGGAUGACUUUGAACUGUCUCUAAAGAAAAUUUCCAAAUCGGUCUCUGCCUCUGAUCUUGAAAAAUAUACGACUUGGAUGGCUGAGUUUGGCUCGGUAUAGUUCAUCUAUAUAGUGUACUUUGUAAAAACUAUUUGAGGAUGUGGAGCUUUACUUUAACAAACAUUUUAGUACAUAAGAGAGAGGCUGUGAAGUCAUGGGAGUAUGAAGAUCAAUUUUGCACAUUUUGUUUCAUGAAUAUGUAAUACACUAUCAGUAAUAGCCUUCAGAAUCAAUUCAACAUGAAUCCUGACCUGAUGCUUAUGAAUUUAAAGCACUUUAAUGCACUAACAAUUAAGAAAGCAUUCUAUUUACUGGGAUAGAGAUGAAGUUGUAUCAAACCUUAUAAUGUUAUAAAGUGUCUGUCUUGGCCAGCAAUUAAGGAAAUAGAGUAUUUUCCAAAAGUGUUGGUCAAAUUAUUUCAGCUGGAUCUCAAAAUUGUAAAGACAAUGUUACAUAUCCUAAUUUUGAUAAGCGCUCUUUUUACUGCUCCCUCUGAAUGAUCCUUUAUCCAUAACACUCUGUAUAAAUGGUUUUGAUUCUAACAGUCUAGAAAUUUGCAGUAAUGUGCUUCGAUAACACUGAUUUCUUUCAAAAUGUCCAAACUAGACUGAGUUGCUCCAACAUAUAAAGCAAUGUAUGAUCAAUGGGAAUCAUUAAAUCCAAUACUUGAGCUUGGUUCACCCACAAAAUACGGUCAAUUCACUUUACAGU